Cannabis sativa is the source of this 3096-nucleotide messenger RNA. Its product is annotated as BEL1-like homeodomain protein 3. NCBI's taxonomy places the organism in Eukaryota, Viridiplantae, Streptophyta, Magnoliopsida, Rosales, Cannabaceae. Gene Ontology annotation, biological process: regulation of transcription by RNA polymerase II. Gene Ontology annotation, molecular function: DNA-binding transcription factor activity, RNA polymerase II-specific; RNA polymerase II cis-regulatory region sequence-specific DNA binding. The coding region runs from base 825 to 2765 and encodes 646 amino acids. The record is from RefSeq and is a predicted model, not a curated record. The transcript is spliced from 5 exons.
CAGAGUGUCUCAAAUAUUAUGCGUUAAAAGAAGGUUUAAGGGGGAGAGUUAUAGGUCCACCAACUGGUGGUUAGGGUUUGAACCCUCUUAAGCAAACAACCACCACCACCACCAGACAAUAUUCGUUGAACCCUUUCUUUUAUUUUUAUUUGUGUUAUUAUUAUUAAUUGAAAAAUAAUGUAUAGUAAUAGUAGUAGAAGAAGAAGAACAUUCUAGCGCGUUUAAGGCGUGUCUUUGAGUUUCUCACACGUGUAAAACUUACAAGCAUUGCAGAAGAAGAAAUAUUCUUGCUAAACAAUUUAUUUCUUUUAAUUUUUAUUUAUUUAUUUUUUUUAUGUAAUUAAACAAACUGGAGUAUUUUAAAUAUUAUAUUGUGGUUGGUACUGCUGUAGCUAUUAAAAUUGUCAAAAUUAUUGAUAAUUAUAUAUUAUUAUUAUUAUUGUUUGAGUUGGUGCCGUUGUUCCAAUGAUAAGGAGGUUGAUUUUUGUUUGGGACUGUAUCUGUAUACAUCUUUUGGUCUUUGCGAUUAUUAGUUUUCUUUUCUUUUUUCUCUGUCUCCCUUUUAGGUAAGGGAUAAGGGAGUUUGUAUUGGCCGACUUUUGGAAUCAUAAUACUUUUUCUUUGGGGCACAAGGUUUGAUCUUUUCUUCUUCCCACUAUAAUUAAAGACGCACACCAUGAUCAUUUGAUUAAUAUUGUUCUUGGAGUUUGCAGAUAUGGAUGCCAAUUAAUAAUCGUGAAGAGCACUACGACUACAUCAAACUAAAUUUCGGAGGAGUUUCUUCAUUAAUUGAUACAUACAGAUAUCAAUAUUAGAAUCCAAUUAUGGCUACUUAUGUCCCCAAUCAAAGCUUGAAUAAAAAAUGUGACUUGGCGAGUAGUACUACCACAGCAGCUUAUCAUGAGAAUGAUCACGAAGCAUUUGUUACAUCUUUGAACCAAAGUACUUCACCUACUGAACCAUUCUCGAUGAGUUUUCAUGGCUCUUCAAAUUACUGCGUUGACUCAUCUCAAGGGAGAAACGAAAUGAUGUUUAUUCCAACUAUAGCCACCGACUCAGUACUGAAUGGUGAUUCUUUGGCUGAUCAUCAGAAUAAUAAUCUUCAUUACCAAGGUCAGGGCUUAUCUCUCAGCUUAGGGAAACAGAUUCAUGAGUCUCCAGUUUCUUUGACUUCUUUUCUUCAUGAUAACCAGUACCAUUAUUCAUCAAAUCCCAGUCUUUCUUCUGAUCAUAUGGGUACUUGUCUAACAAGUAAUAAUAUGGGAAUGGGAUUGGGAACCAACCAACAAAACGUUGAGAGCUUCAAUAUUAUGGCAUCUGGGUUUUUGGGAAUCAACAACAAUAAUUCAAUCAAAACGGAGUGUUUUGGGAAUCAAAUAAUGCAUCAGAGUGAAAGAUAUCAUGAUCAAUAUGAUCAACCAUCAUAUGGUUUCAAUAAUAAUAAUAACAAUAAUGGGUUGAACUUCAAGUACCUCAAGGCUGUACAGGAAUUGCUUGAUGAAGUGGUGAAUGUUCGAAAGGCUUUGAACAAAAACCAGAAUAACCAUAAGUUUCAGGGGAUUGGAUCCGAUCAUGGUCUUAAAGAAAGCGAUUUGAAAUCCAACACUCAAUCCGCAGAUCCCAGUGAAUCAACCGCUAACUCCUCUUGUGAGCUAUCUCAAACGGAACAACAAGACUUGCAGAGCAAGAAGAGCAAACUCAUGUCCAUGUUGGACGAUAUAGACAGAAAAUACAAGCAAUAUUAUAACCAAAUGCAAACCGUGGUGUCGUUUUUGGACAAUGUGGCCGGGCGUGGGGCAGCGGAACCAUACACUUCACUAGCCCAGAAAACAAUCUCACGCCAUUUCCGGUGCUUGCGAGAUGGGAUAAGUGGCCAAAUCCAAGCCAUCCAAAGAAGGCUCGGGGAACAAGACAAUUGUCAAAACACAGCUAUACCUCGUCUCCGCUAUGUUGACUUAAAGCUCAGACAACAGAGGGGGUUUAAUCAGCUUGCCGCCAUGCGACAUGCUUGGAGACCCCAGAGAGGUCUUCCAGAAACCUCUGUUUCCAUCCUCCGUGCCUGGCUUUUCGAGCAUUUCCUUCAUCCUUAUCCCAAAGAAUCAGAGAAAGUUGUCCUAGCAAAGCAAACAGGGUUGACCACAAAGCAAGUGGCGAACUGGUUUAUCAAUGCGAGAGUACGGCUUUGGAAGCCCAUGGUUGAAGAAAUGUACAAGGAAGAGUUCAACGAUUUGGAGAUGAACUCCAAAGAAGGAGGAGAAGGAGGAGGAGGAGGAGGAGGAAGAGUUGAUUCUUCGUGUGAGGAGGAUAAGAUCAGGGGAGAGUACUUGAAUCCUCUUGAAACUCAUCAGAAUCGUCGUUUGCGUCACGAAACUAACGUCACGGACUCUGAAACGACAAAGUCACCAGUCGAUAAUAACGCUGGCUUUUAUCUGGAGGAGGACGAAGCUGUCCGUACAAGUACUACUGUUAAUACCACCACCAACCAGAACCACCAGAACCAGGCGUCGUAUGAUGAUAUAUCAGAGUUGAGCAGCAUCGUAGUUCGCAACGAUCGCCACGUGUCGCUGGCUUUGGAGUUGCGCCACUGUGAAAGUGAAGGAUUUUCCACGUUGGGCGGGUCCCAUAAUAUGAGGGGUGAUGACGAGUCAGCUUCGCAAGCUUCUCUGGAUUAUCAUUGCCUGGAAACAGAGCAGCAGGAACGACGCAGGUUCAGCAGCAACCCUCACCUGUUGCAUGAUUUUGUAGUGUGUCAUCUAAAAAAUUAAAUAAUCAUAAUUUAGCCUCUAACGUUCAGAUUGUGGAAAGUUGGAAACCCAAAAAAAAAAAAAAUUAUAUAUAAGAAUAUGAAAAAAAAAAUAAUAAUAAUAAUCAUGUGCUGUUACUUUCGGUCUUUGUCUUUUUUUUUUCCUUUUUUUUUUAACCCUGUGUUUCAUUGGUUAGAGAGCUGGAAAAACAAAAUAUGUUGGGCAAUACAGAUAGGAGAUAUCAUGUAGAUACAUACAAAUUUAAUGUAGAGUGAUUUUGUAAUGGUACCAUGAAUAAUAAACAAAUGUAUCUGUUCAUUGAAAUAGUAAUUUUGUAUAGCAAUACUCUGUA